Manihot esculenta (cassava) is the source of this 1794-nucleotide messenger RNA. RefSeq names its product UDP-glycosyltransferase 83A1. The transcript is spliced from 2 exons. The record is from RefSeq and is a predicted model, not a curated record. Gene Ontology annotation, molecular function: UDP-glycosyltransferase activity. NCBI's taxonomy places the organism in Eukaryota, Viridiplantae, Streptophyta, Magnoliopsida, Malpighiales, Euphorbiaceae. Bases 166 to 1542 code for a protein of 458 amino acids.
UCAGGCUCAGCACUGCAUGAAGAAUACCAACUGUGCUAAGGUACACGCAAUAAUCACAAUUUAGGCAGUUGAUAACAAAAUGACAGUAAGCAGCAUCUGGGUUUGCUUAUAAAAUCUAACUUAAAAGAAAAGUAUCAAAUCAGUUGCAUAGUGUAAUUACUUCUCAUGGACAGGAAGCCUCAUGUGAUAGCUAUUCCUUGCGCGGCACAGAGCCAUGUCGCAUCUCUCGUCAAGUUGGCUUACAAAUUAGCUGAACAUGAAAUCAAGGUCACUUUUGUUAACGCAGAUUUUGUGCAUGCCAAAAUCAUGGCUGCUCUUCCUCUAGAAUUUCAGCAGCAAAAUCAGAUACGCUUUGUUUCAAUUCCUGAUGGAUCAGAAUCGGAUGAUGAUAGGAAUGAUUCUAUCAAGCAUAAUCAGAGUAUACUUCGAGUUAUGCCUGGUCAUCUCCAGAAUUUGAUUGAGAAAAUUAAUCAGUCAGGGGAUGAUGAACAGAUCACUUGUGUAAUUGCUGAUAUUACAGCGGGGUGGGCACUGGAAUUAGCCAUGAGUAUGAGCAUCAAGAGAGCUGCGUUUUUGCCUGCCGGACUUGGAAACUCGGCUUUGGCGCUCCACAUUCCCAAACUAAUUGAGUCGGGAGUUAUCGAUGUUAAUGGAAUGCCAAUUAGAGACGAGAUGAUCGUCUUGUCAAAGGACAUCCCUGCUUGGAGUCCUAGAAAUGUGACAUGGAGCUGCCCAGGUAACCCUGAGUUUCAGAAAUUUCUCUUUCAAUGUUAUUCUACCAAGGUUUCCGAAUAUGUGAUGAUUUCCGAUUGGACUAUUACUGACUCAUUCUAUGAACUCGAGCAACCUGCCUAUAACUUGAUUCCCAAUGUCCUCCCUGUUGGUCCACUCACAAGCACUCGUAUGAUACAUAAUCCUGGAAGCUUUUGGCCUGAGGAUCAAACUUGCUUAAGCUGGUUGGAUGAGCAGCCUACUGGUUCAGUCAUUUAUGUUGCAUUUGGCAGUUUAAGAUUAUUCAGCAAGCAAGAACUAGAUGAAUUAGCACUUGGUCUUGAACUCGUAGGCCAACCAUUUCUUUGGGUUGUUAGACCACAAAUCAUGAAUGGGAUGCGUGCAGAAUUCCCAGAUGGGUUCAUGGAGAGAGUUGCAGAUCGGGGAAAAAUAGUCGAGUGGAGCUCACAGGAGAAAGUGUUGUGUCAUCCUAGUAUUGCAUGUUUCUUGAGCCAUUGUGGAUGGAAUUCUAUAAUGGAGGGACUAAGCAAAGGGAUUCCGUUUCUUUGUUGGCCUUUCUUUGCAGAUCAAUUACAUAAUAGAGAUUACAUAUGUGAAACUUGGAAGAUUGGUUUAAGUCUGAGUCCAGAUCAACAUGGGACCGUAACAAGGCAUGAAAUAGAGACAAAAAUAAGAGCACUGAUUUCAGAUGAUGCUAUAAAAGCAAAUGCCCUUAAUCUGAAGGAAAUGGCAAGCAAGAGUGUUGCUGCAGGUGGAUCUUCUUUCAAGAAUUUUCAAGCCUUUGUCGAACAAUUACGAAGUUCCUGCUAACCAGGUUUAAUAAAAUGGUAAAUAUUUGUAUUCAGUGUCAGCUUAUGAACUUCUGGAUUGUAUCUUUCAUUUCUCAAAUUUAUAUGCUGCCUUUUCUGACCAUUUUAUCUUCAUCUCCAGUGACAACUACAAGAUUUGUUUAAUGAUAUGCAGCAAUCAACCCAACGCGGCUAAGAACCAUUAAAUGAUGAGGUGCGGGUGUUUCUGUAUAUAGAAAAGAAAAAAUUCUGUAACAAAGAAGCUGCCACUAGA